This is a messenger RNA of Boleophthalmus pectinirostris (great blue-spotted mudskipper), 1367 nucleotides long. Its product is annotated as zinc finger protein 628-like. Bases 1 to 1167 code for a protein of 388 amino acids. NCBI's taxonomy places the organism in Eukaryota, Metazoa, Chordata, Actinopteri, Gobiiformes, Gobiidae. Gene Ontology annotation, molecular function: DNA-binding transcription factor activity, RNA polymerase II-specific; RNA polymerase II cis-regulatory region sequence-specific DNA binding. The record is from RefSeq and is a predicted model, not a curated record. Gene Ontology annotation, biological process: regulation of transcription by RNA polymerase II. The transcript has 2 exons.
AUGGUGCUGCAGCCCGUCCUCCGAGCACCAGUCCUCCGGGGCCCCUUCCCCCGCCCCGCUCUCCCUCUCCGGGGCGCAGAUGCUCCCCGUGCCCGGUCCUCCCCGGUCCUCCCCGGUCCACCCUCUCCCCGGAGCGCAGACCCGGUGCCGAUCAUCUCCACCGCCGCGGCAGGAGCAGGAGCAGGAGCGGUAACGCCAUGGCGGUUUGGGGACGCGGAGAGCAGUUCGUAUGAGGUUUGGACUCGGGGGACCUGGUGGUGCGACACGAUGGUGAUCGACAGCCCCAUGCUGGACGACGGGAGCGGCGACCGUCCUCCGAGCCGCCUGUGCUCCGUGUGCGGGUGCAGCUUCAGCCCUGAGCCCGAACCUGACCCCGCCCACGACCCCGCCCGCUGCCCGUCCUGCGAGCGCGGGGGCGGCGGCGACGGCGGCAGGCGACCGAAACGCCGCGCCCGUCUGGACCCUCACUCCUGCCACGUUUGCCACAAGACGUUCAUCUCCUCCGCCCACCUCACGCUGCACCUCGCCACCCACAACAAAGAGAGGAGGUUCCGCUGCGGCGUCUGCGGGAAACACUUCAAGCAAAAGUCCCACCUGGAGGCGCACAGACUCAUCCACACCGGCGAGCGCCCGUUUAAAUGCCCCGAGUGCGGCAAGUGCUUCGGCCGCGCGGCGCACCUCAAAACCCACCGCAGGAUCCACUCUGGAGAGAAGCCCUUCCAGUGCUCCGUCUGCGGCAAGUCUUUCACGCAGAAGUCGGGUUUGAUGGCGCACAUCCAGCGGCACGCCAACAAGAGGCCGCCGGCGCCGUGCCACGCCCAGAGACCGCAGCCCUCGAGCGGCCCGGACGAUCUCAAGUGCGGGGUCUGCUGCCGGAUGUUCGUCAGAUCCUCCUACUACAGACUGAGGAAGAGGCUGCGCAGAGGCUACAGGCCGUACCACUGCAGGGUCUGCAACAAGACUUUUGCCAAACUGGAGUCCUUCGGGAACCACUGCGACAAACACCUCCGGCUCAAGAAGGAGAAAAAAGAGGAGAAGGAAAAGAAAGAGGAGGUGGAGACGGAGGAGAGGGCGGCGUCUCUUUCUCCCGAGUCCUUCUCCGGUGAGUCUGAGGCGGAGAUCCACAGCAGCCCCAAAGCCAAGGCCAAAAUUAAACCCGAGUCAUGAGGGAAAAAACGGAAAAUGUCCAAAUAAAUAAAGCGUGUAAACCUGUUGGGGGCGCCGCACCCACCACGUCUGACACUUGAUUUGUGAUUUAUGAAGGAACUUUGGAGAUUCAAGGACUUGGAAAAAAGAAAAAGUCUCAAAGGUGCUUCAAGAAAUGUGAUACUACUACUACUACUACUAGUAGUACUACUAGCUACUAC